Molecule: messenger RNA, 846 nt
Organism: Recurvomyces mirabilis
Lineage: Eukaryota; Fungi; Ascomycota; Dothideomycetes; Mycosphaerellales; Teratosphaeriaceae
Exons: 3
Coding region: 1-846 (281 amino acids)
Source: RefSeq, a predicted model, not a curated record
AUGGACUCUACCAUUUCGGCACCAUCAGUUGGCAGCCUCGUGAACAAUGUUCUUGGCUUGACCGGCAAGCGUUCAGAUGAUGCGUCGCAGGACAACACAUCUUCUACCGCUGCAACAUCCACCACUGGAAGCACAUCCACGACCGGCACGACAUCCACAUCUAGCGCCCCAAGCACAUCAACAAGCAGCUCAACUGGUGUGCAGCCUAAAGAAGUAGCGGACAAGUCGACGCUUGAUUCGGGCAAUGCAAAGACCGUCCACGCUGCGGAUGAGGAAACGAGUGUAAGUGAGGAAGUCGCUCCGGCCGUCGAGCACGAGACCGUCAAGAAGCAGCACGAGACUCAAGAGCAGGUCGUUCUGGAUAAGGAGAAGCACCAGGACCACUACCACACCACCAUCCAGCCUCUCAAGGACACCGAGGUCAAGGAUACCAAGGAGAACAGUGUCGAGGCCGAGAGACAGUACCGUGAGGUUAACCACCAGAACAACGAUGUCAAGGCCAAGGUGGCUCAACGCGAAGGUGCCUUCGAGGACUCCACAGAUGUGCAGAAAUCGGAGGUGAAGUCGCAAGCGCCAACGAUUGAGAACGAUCAUGUCCACCAUCAUUUGCAUGAGACCAUCCAGCCAGUGAUCGAGAAGGAAACGAUCGAGAAGUCCGUCACGCACAAGACCAUCCCGAUCACCGAGCGCCACCAGGAGGUUGACGUCGACCGCGGCACUACAGUCAACAAAGCCAUCUCGAAGGAGGAGUUCGCACGGAAAUUGGAGGGUGAGAACGCAGGGACGGUGAAGACUGAUGUCGCUGGUGGACCUGAGGUUGUCAGCCACCCGAAUGUGUCCAGGUAG